Molecule: messenger RNA, 2172 nt
Organism: Cyprinodon variegatus (sheepshead minnow)
Lineage: Eukaryota; Metazoa; Chordata; Actinopteri; Cyprinodontiformes; Cyprinodontidae
Gene: rnd3a
Product: Rho family GTPase 3
Exons: 5
Coding region: 113-844 (243 amino acids)
Biological process (GO): small GTPase-mediated signal transduction
Molecular function (GO): GTP binding; GTPase activity
Source: RefSeq, a predicted model, not a curated record
UUACCGGCACAGAACAGGCGGAGACAGCAGAGGAGCAGGACGCCUCGCUAACUGGGAAUCAGCUACGUCCCAACAGUCAGGACUGGACUCGUGUUUUUGUACUGGUCGCUCAAUGAAGGACAGACGGUCGUGUCAGAAGUCCUCUCUGAAAUCCGCCAUGGACCCCAGUCAGAGUGUAAAGUGUAAAAUCGUGGUGGUGGGGGACAGCCAGUGCGGGAAGACCGCGCUGCUUCACGUGUUCGCCAAGGACUGCUUCCCCGAGAGCUAUGUCCCCACGGUGUUUGAAAACUACACGGCCAGUUUUGAGAUCGACACGCAGAGGAUCGAGCUGAGCUUGUGGGACACCUCAGGAUCUCCGUACUACGACAACGUGAGGCCCCUGUCCUACCCAGACUCGGACGCUGUCCUCAUCUGUUUUGACAUCAGCCGUCCCGAAACCCUCGACAGUGUAUUAAAGAAGUGGAAAGGAGAGAUCCAGGAGUUUUGUCCCAACACCAAGAUGCUGUUAGUCGGAUGCAAGUCGGACCUGCGCACUGAUCUUGGCACACUCGUAGAGCUGUCUAACCAUCGACAAGCGCCAGUUUCCUAUGACCAGGGCUCCAAUAUGGCCAAACAGAUCUCGGCGCCUUACAUCGAGUGCUCGGCUCAGCAGUCGGAAAACAGCGUCAGAGACAUUUUCCACGUGGCCACGCUGGCCUGCAUCAACAAGAACAGCAAAAAUGUCAAACGUAGCAAGACGACGCGCGCUAACAAGAGGAUUUCGCACAUGCCCAGUCGGCCUGACCUGGCAGCCGUCUCCACGGAUCUCCGGAAGGACAAAGCCAAAAGUUGCUCUGUGAUGUGACUUGUUAGACUGAGAGGGGGGGUUACUGGACUAAAGAGAACGAGUUUGGCGCGUAAUGCAAGCAGGGAGCUGCAAAGCCCUGACCUGCAUGCUUAAAAAAAACACCAACCCUUUGUUGUCUGGAAAAGGGGUUUUCAUAAGCUUCAAUUCAUGUGUGUUACUGGAAUAUUCAGCACCAACGAGAACUCGUUGAGUAAUUGCGUCCUAGUAGAUGUGCAACCCCCCCCCCUCUAUCACCAGUCCCACCAGAGGAGGAAGCUAUCAGUCAGCUGGCUAUCAGUGCUGGGAGGAGACCUGCUUCCUCUGAGGACAAGGCGGAUGCAGCCAAGGCUUUCCUCUCCAACAGGAAAUGAGCAGAAGGAGUGAUGUCAUUAAGAGAUGAUCACACGUAGAGGGUUUUUAAACAUCUUUUGAAUCGGAGGGGAAGCCGGCUAUGGCAGAGGGGCGGUGGGAUAUGAAGGUUAAAAAAAAAGGCUUGAAGAGGGCUUUCACAGCAAACUCAUCACUGUGGUUUGGAUUUACUGCUAUCUCUGCUCCUGUGACUGUUGGUGUGUGCAGAGGAGUCCCUUUGUUUCUGAUAAUGUUGUUGGUAAAAUGUGAAGUUUUUUGGUGUGCAACUGCGUCUUUUGUUUUACUCCGAUUCUGUUGGUUUUCAUCCUCCCUCUACCGCUAGUUUCAUACUGUUGCCUCAACAAACGGCUUCAGAUCUUAAACCUUUGAUUUAAGCGUAUAAAUCAUAGGUUGAUCACAAUGUAGCAAGAGAAAAAAAGUAUUAUGUAAAGUUUUCUUUAAUUAAAUUUUCCCACCUCAUCUUUAUUUUUUAGCAUGAGUGCAGAGGUUGUUUGGGUUCAAAACUUAAAUCUUUGUAUUUCCUUGAAGAAAGUUGAUGCUGAUGGUUUCAAAAUCUGAAUACCUAAAUGGAAUCUAAAACUAGAUUCCAAAUAAAAGUCAAGUAGGUUUUAUUCCAAAUUUAGAGACGGUAAUGUUGCGCUAAAGGCCAAAAUGGCGGUAGAGGUUACAGUAAACGUUUUAACCUUUGCAAAUUUACUCCAAAGAGAGAGAAACUGGAGACUGUUUACAAACUGUAAAAUCAUUUAAGUCCAUUAGCCAUUAAGUUAAUAUACUUUAAACUACUCGCUAGCUUGUCAAUGUCAGCAAUUCGUGUUUGUAUGCAAGAGGGAGCCUUAAAUAACGCAAAGUAAUGGCUACUGUCUGCAGCCAACAGCUGAGUCUGUCCAGAGGGCUAGCAGUUUGCUAGCAUUUCAUCAGUUAGCCUUCACCUUUUUCUUUUAGGUAUUAACUUAACAAUAGCAACAAUGAUUCAAAUU